AUGGCGUCGUGUUUGGCUUCUGCGUCCUCCAAAUUCAAAUACGACGUGUUCAUAACUCUGAGAGAUCCCAAGGGCUGUGUAAAAGGCUAUGUCGUGAACAAAUUGAGAGAUGCUGGAAUCAGAGCUUUCGUCGACGACGAAGAAGAAGAAGUGUUUUCCGUACAGGAGGCCGUAUCAGGGUCAAUGAUUGUCAUGGUUUUGUUCACGCCGGAGUUCCUCAAGUCGAAGAAGUGUCUCAAGAGACUGGUGGCCAGGACUAUGUGGUGGAAUGACAACGCGAUGCCUGUAUUCUGUGGAGUAAGCCGGCGGCAAGUGCAUGACGAGAUGGUGGCUUUGGCUCCCAGAUUUGACCUCACGGGAGUUGCUUCCCGACCUGGCUUCAAACUCUCCGUUGAUUCCGGGUAA
This is a messenger RNA of Neltuma alba, 405 nucleotides long. RefSeq lists its product as uncharacterized. The transcript has a single exon. NCBI's taxonomy places the organism in Eukaryota, Viridiplantae, Streptophyta, Magnoliopsida, Fabales, Fabaceae. The record is from RefSeq and is a predicted model, not a curated record. Gene Ontology annotation, biological process: signal transduction. The coding region runs from base 1 to 405 and encodes 134 amino acids.